Molecule: messenger RNA, 1173 nt
Organism: Cornus florida
Lineage: Eukaryota; Viridiplantae; Streptophyta; Magnoliopsida; Cornales; Cornaceae
Product: patatin-like protein 2
Exons: 6
Coding region: 1-1173 (390 amino acids)
Biological process (GO): lipid metabolic process
Molecular function (GO): monoacylglycerol lipase activity; glycerophospholipase activity
Source: RefSeq, a predicted model, not a curated record
AUGGCUACACAAAGUAAAAUGGUCAGUGUGCUAAGCAUUGAUGGAGGUGGUGUGAGAGGCUUAAUUCCUGCUACCAUUCUGUCAUGCCUCGAAACCAAGCUUCAGGAAAUUGAUGGACCAGAUUCAAGAAUUGCCGAUUAUUUUGAUGUGAUCGCUGGAACAAGCACAGGAGGGCUUGUUACUACCAUGCUUACAGCUCCAAGUACGAAUAAUCGACCAAUGUGGACUGCCCAAGACAUUGUUGAUUUCUACAUAGAGCACUGCCCCAAGAUUUUUCCUCAGAAAAAGGGCUUGUUCAGUUCCAUAACAAAUAUUUUCCACGAUUUGAUGAAGCCAAAAUACGAUGGAAAGUACCUGCACUCCUUAGUACAAACAAUGCUCGGUGAGGCUACCCUGGAUCAAACCCUAACAGAAGUCGUAAUUCCAGCUUUUGACAUCAAGCUUCUUCAACCCAACAUAUUUUCAACCAAUGAGGCAAAGGUUAAUGCCUUGAAGAAUGCUAAAUUAUCAGAUAUAUGCCUUAGCACCUCAGCUGCUCCAACAUUUCUCCCACCUCACUACUUCCAAACAAAAAAUGCCAAGGGACAAACUCGUAGUUUCAACCUCGUCGAUGGUGCACUUGCUGCAAAUAAUCCUACGCAACUUGCAAUCAACCAUAUAUUAAAGGAGAUUGUGCCUAAGAAGGACUAUGUCAACGUCAAGCCAACGGAUGGAACCAGUUUCCUAGUGAUCUCCCUUGGUACCGGUACUGCAAAACACGAAUGCCGGUAUAGUGCAGCAGCAGCCGGUAAGUGGGGUUUGCUAGACUGGCUUUGCAUCAAUGGUGGCACCCCUUUAAUUGAUGCCCUAACACAAGCUAGCUCUGAUGUUGUUGACAUCCAUGUUUCCUCUCUCUUCCAAGCUCUCAAUGCCGAAAAUAAUUAUCUUCGCAUUCAGGAUGAUACACUGAUGGGUGAAGAAGCAUCAGUUGAUGUAGCCACGACGAAGAACCUGCAAAAACUAGUGCAGAUUGGGAAGCAACUGCUAAAGAAGCGAGUGUCGAUGGUGAACUUGGAGACAGGCAAGUUUGAAGAACUCGAGACAAAGGGCACCAAUGAAGAAGCCCUCGCUUGCUUCGCCAAGCUACUGUCAGAUGAACGCAGGCACCGCCAAACCAUUGUUUCUGUGGAUUGA